Molecule: messenger RNA, 2331 nt
Organism: Pochonia chlamydosporia 170
Lineage: Eukaryota; Fungi; Ascomycota; Sordariomycetes; Hypocreales; Clavicipitaceae
Product: AAA family ATPase
Exons: 4
Coding region: 1-2331 (776 amino acids)
Molecular function (GO): ATP hydrolysis activity; ATP binding
Source: RefSeq, a predicted model, not a curated record
AUGCAUCAUCAACAAAGCGGAUCAGGGGCAAAGUGCUUUGCCAGGAAGCGCACCCGAACGGUAGACAGUUCCUCGGAAGAUUCCUGCUCCGAUGGGUCAGAUGGACCAGAUGUUACUCGCAUAAGAACUACCGAGAACGCCAGGGAUGCCUUUCCAAUCCAAGUCGACUGGCGACGCCUACUCUGCCAAAAUCUUCAUCUCGAUCAUGAAGAAACCGACAAUGUUAUCAGGGCGUCUCUGCAGGGUAUCAUGCAGAGGCUCAAAGAAGCUGAUCGCUUGUUGCAAAUGUCCUCCAACGUAGACCAAUUAAUGGUCCCGGAGUACCAGACCAUGCACAGAGUUCGUUGCCAUGAACAACUUACGACAGAACUCUUCUUAGGCGAGCCAUGGCCAGUAAGGAACACCAGCGGCGAUAUCCACCUAAGAGGGAGCGGACUUGUGGACAAUCUAGAAUUACAUUUGGAGCGUCAUAAGGGGCUAGCUUUCAUUGUGUAUAGGGACUACGCCUGCUGCAAUACGAAUCAAGAUGACGAAACCAGGCAACAAACCGCGCCAAUAGUCCAAGCCGGCGCCUUGGAGAGUCUCCAAAUGGGCGAGUCGGUGUCCAUCGUCGCCAGCACGCUUCUUCACGCCUUGGAAGAGCUAUGGUCAGUGGGAGUUGACAGCUCAUUGCCUCCAAAGUUCGCCCCUUUCACAGAAUUCAAUGCCCCCUACGUUUGGUGGUACUACCAGAGAAAUCAGCUGAAGACAAGGUUUGAUGAGUUAAACCCGGAACACUUACAGUACAUUUUGCUCUUCCAGACAUAUCUUGACAAACAUUUGGGCUCCGAAUACCAGAUUGUCGACCAACUCUUAGAGGACGGCCAAACAAUGACCAAGUAUUUGCAAUACCUUUAUAUCCCCGGAGAGAUACAACUAUCAAAGCGAGACGGGGACGAUGCCCGGUUCCACCGAGCUUUCAAAGCAACAUCUUGGUUGCAGAACUUUAGCAUGGGAACGAACGUGAGAGGUACCAAUGGCAACAACUCGCCAGAACUACGCCUAGGAAUUACCGGAACAUCCUGGAGCUAUGACGGCUCCUUCCAAAAGAAUACAGAACUAUGGAACUUCAAGUGCAAGUUUGGCAGUCACGAGAUUUUCGACAUCAAGGACCUUGAUAUACUUCCUCUCAGCUUCGCUGAUCCUGAGGUAGCCCAGACACUGCGACAUCGCGGAGAGAGGUUUUGGGAGUGCAGGUGGCCAACUUACAUCUCCUACCACAGCGACUGCAACCUCGAUGCACAAGAUGUUCGUCACAUGGUUGACUACAACACAUACAAGGAAAUGCAUCCCCCGCCGGCGGACCGGGUCCCCAAUAAAGACGAUCUUGGAAUCGAAGCAACCACGAUGGACGCACCACUGCCAAAUGAUGAUGUCCUCCUCUGUCUGCCAGCAGUAGUCCCAGGGUACCAUAUGCACAAGAAGGAAUGGUUCCCGCUCCAUGUCAGCCGCAUACGGCACGUGCGGUGGAACGACGAUGCAUAUACGAGGCUUGUAGUCCCCGAGAACAAAAAGAAGCUAAUCAAAGCCCUCGUUAUCAAGCAAAUCAUGGCCGAGGAGAGCACCGAUCUUAUAAGCGGCAAGGGCAAUGGCUUGUUCAUCUUGCUUCACGGUGGCCCGGGGACAGGCAAGACUUUGACCGCAGAGAGCGUGGCCGAAAUAGCUCGAAAGCCUCUCUAUCGUGUGACAUGUGGCGAUGUUGGUACCAAGCCUGAGGAAGUGGAGAGAUAUCUCGAGACUGUGCUUCUACUUGGCAAGAGAUGGGGAUGUGUUGUGCUCUUGGAUGAAGCUGAUGUCUUUCUCAUGCAGCGGUCAGUCGAGGAUUUCAAGCGUAAUGCCCUCGUCUCUGUCUUCCUUCGCGUGCUCGAGUACUACGAUGGCAUCCUGAUCCUGACGAGCAACCGUGUUGGUACCUUUGAUGCGGCCUUCAAGUCACGCAUCCAGCUGUCGCUUCAUUACCCGCCGCUGACAGAGCAGGAUCGGUUAAAAAUCUGGACAACUUUCGUAGAACAUGUUGAGGGAUUGACCAACUCGCAAACUGCGUCGCUUGGAAUCCGAUCCAGCGAGAUUAAGGACAGGCUGCCCCAGUUGGCCAAGAAGAUGCUCAACGGCCGGGAAAUUCGCAACGCUGUAUCAACAGCAAGACAGCUCGCCAUGUUUGAACAAGAAGCCAUGGGGUACGAGCACCUAGAAACGGUGGUUCUUGAGAUGGAAAAGUUUGACCAAUAUGCUACUGAGUUGAAGGGCGGGCUGACCGAUGAUGUGGUCGCACGACAUUUUCAAGAGCGUUGA